Molecule: messenger RNA, 297 nt
Organism: Oikopleura dioica
Lineage: Eukaryota; Metazoa; Chordata; Appendicularia; Copelata; Oikopleuridae
Source: the annotation of a GenBank genome assembly
AUGCUGCAAUUAAGAGAUUUUAUCCCACAAGCUGAGGAGCAUGAAAGCUGCCGGGACUUUGCCAAAGCGGAAGAAAUUUAUUCCAAAGGAAUCGCAGCUCUUGAUCACUGGCGGCUCUUCUGGCAUCGUAGCAAGGCUCGAAUGGAACUGGCACUGCAAUCAGAAGAUGCCGAAUCUCAGCAAAAACAUUUUGAGAAAGCCCUUGAUGAUGUCAAAAGGCUGUUCAAAAAUCAGAUGGCAAAGAUGCGCGCCUUUGGAUCACCUAUAUUGGCUUUCAAAAAUAAUACAAAAAUAUAA